Rangifer tarandus platyrhynchus (Svalbard reindeer) is the source of this 1260-nucleotide messenger RNA. NCBI's taxonomy places the organism in Eukaryota, Metazoa, Chordata, Mammalia, Artiodactyla, Cervidae. The record is from the annotation of a GenBank genome assembly.
AUGAGGCUCCGGAAGCUGCCCGACUCCUUCUUCAAGCCACCCGAGCCCAAAUCUCACUCCCGACAGGCCAGUACCGACGCGGGCACCGCCGGGGCGCUCACUCCGCAGCACGUGCGGGCCCACUCGUCCCCCGCGUCCCUGCAGCUGGGGGCCGUGUCUCCGGGGACGCUGACCCCCACGGGAGUGGUCCCCGGCCCGGCAGCCGCACCGGCCGCUCAGCACCUUCGACAGUCUUCCUUUGAGAUCCCUGACGAUGUGCCUCUGCCAGCCGGCUGGGAGAUGGCGAAGACAUCUUCCGGUCAGAGGUACUUCUUAAAUCACAUAGAUCAGACGACGACCUGGCAGGACCCCAGGAAGGCCAUGCUCUCCCAGAUGAGCGUCGCCGCCCCGACCAGCCCACCAGUGCAGCAGAACAUGAUGAAUUCGGCCUCGGGUCCUCUUCCUGAUGGAUGGGAACAAGCCAUGACUCAGGAUGGAGAAAUAUACUAUAUAAACCACAAGAACAAGACCACCUCUUGGCUAGACCCCAGGCUUGACCCUCGUUUUGCCAUGAACCAGAGAAUCAGUCAAAGUGCUCCAGUGAAACAGCCACCCCCGCUGGCCCCCCAGAGCCCGCAGGGAGGCGUCCUGGGUGGCGGCAGUUCCAACCAGCAGCAGCAGAUGCGGCUGCAGCAGCUGCAGAUGGAGAAGGAGAGGCUGCGACUGAAGCAGCAAGAACUGCUUCGGCAGGCAAUGCGGAAUAUCAAUCCCAGCACAGCCAAUUCUCCAAAAUGUCAGGAAUUAGCUCUCCGUAGCCAGUUACCAACACUGGAGCAGGAUGGUGGGACUCAAAAUCCAGUAUCUUCUCCUGGGAUGUCUCAGGAAUUGAGAACCAUGACGACCAAUAGCUCAGAUCCCUUUCUUAACAGUGGCACCUACCACUCUCGCGACGAGAGCACAGACAGCGGACUAAGCAUGAGCAGCUACAGCGUCCCUCGGACCCCCGACGACUUCCUGAACAGUGUUGAUGAGAUGGAUACAGGUGACACUAUCAACCAAAGCACCCUGCCCUCCCAGCAGAACCGUUUCCCAGACUAUCUUGAAGCCAUUCCUGGGACAAACGUGGACCUCGGAACCCUGGAGGGAGAUGGGAUGAACAUAGAAGGGGAGGAGCUGAUGCCUAGCCUGCAAGAAGCUUUGAGCUCCGACAUCCUCAACGACAUGGAGUCUGUUUUGGCUGCCACCAAGCUAGAUAAAGAAAGCUUUCUUACAUGGUUAUAG